AUGUCAUUUUCGGAAGCCCCGCCGACGACCCCCAGCUCGCCGUUGUCGACGACGCUGACGAACGACUUUAUCGCCCACACGCUCUCUACUCUCAGCGCUCACUCAGCGCACGUCGCUCGCUCGCCAACUAUGCCAACAAUCGCCACUCUCCCCGAGGAGCUUCUUGAGCGUAUCCUCCAUUUGUGCGUCUCUUCGCCACCUUUUCCGCCCGCCCGCCCGGCCUGGCACCGCGACCAUCGACAGCAAAGCCGACAGCAAAGUGAGCGGCGAGGCCAGGACCAGCCUCUCUAUCAGGCGGAUUUACCCUCACGCUCCCAAACUCUACCAUCAAUCCUCACUACAUCGCAUGACCGAAUCCUCAACACUAAAGGGAAACAUCGAAAACUUUCCUCGCCACCACCUACGACCACCUCACGCUGCGAUGUUCCCGCUCUUACGAAUGCAUGCAUCAACAGAGCAAAGACAGAAAAAAUCCGAACCCGCCUAGCACCACUUCUUGUAUGCCGACUAUUUAACAGAAUCGCGACACCUGCGUUCUACGAGACCAUUCUAUUGCGAUCAGAAUGGCAGGCGGGGUCGUUGGCUUGGACAUUGAGGUCUUCGGGUGCGCAUAUAGGAUCAAAGUCGUGUGAAUGCGACCAGUGCGCCACGAGGCCCUUUAACACAUCCCUCCAUAGACACAUAAGAAGCAUCAUCAUCCUAGGAUGUUUCGAAAGCGCCGCUGCCGUGCUACAUAUGUGUGCCAUUGAUUUGAGGACCUUGGAUUUGACUAUUACGGGAACUGGUGGGGAGGGCGCUGCGGCUCAGUAUUCUUCAUGCCCAUCACGCGUCUCAUCGUCGACAUCAGCGCCCAGCUCCUCGCAAACGCAACCAACUAAUCAAUCCAGGGAGGCUAUAGCUAAAUCACUCUCCGAAUCGGUAGCAAAUCUUCGCUCCAUCACUCACCUCGUCCUUCGCAAAGCACAUACCGUUUACCUUACACAAGGAUCAGUGAAGACGAUCUUGGGCGGUGUAGCAGAUGGCAUCAUGAAAUGGGAGGAACUGGAAACGGUGUACAUCGGGUUCAGGCUUUCAGACGAUUCCCUCGGAUCGUUCUCUACUCCUUUCACGUCCACAUCCCCUCCUUCAACCGCCUCUCCCGUGCUCCAUUCACCCGGCCCUUCGACCCUACUCACGAACGCGCUCAUUUCGUCCCCCUCACCCCAUCUGCACACAUUAAUCACACCGAUGCCCUCGGUCUGGAACACCCUCUUGAAGCGCGUCGUCGAAGGGCGAGCGCAUCCUCCGUCGACGUCGCCGGCACCUGCACCGCUCGACAGACUUGUCCUCAUCGACGGCAGCACGGCCCCACUGUUCGAUCUGGGCAUGUGGGGCGCUGGGGCGGGGUUCUCGUGCGCAGAUAAAGGUAGCGGACGCAUAGGGAUGGGGAUAUCGUUCGGCGAGGAAGACGACGACGAUGACACACGGAAAUUGGACUCGAACAUGUUUUCUUCGCCACCCACACCGUACUCGCCAUCUGCUGCCUUGUCGCCUACCUUCCCAUCAUCGCCCUUCUCCCCUACGUUCUCGUCGCCGCUGUCGCCAUCGCUCACGACGUCGCCGGCUGCGUCGCUGUACCUCAACGAGGCGCAGAAUCACGGGGCGCUGGCGGAUGCAAUCAGGGCGGGGACGCGAUGGCUGCGCAGGCGGAGCGUGUUGCAGGCAGGGGCGGCAAGCAGCGGCAAUGUGGGCAUGGGGGUGGGGGCGUACGGGAUGACGGGAUACAGGGCGCGGGCGUAUACGAUGGGCAGCACGUCGAGCGCGAGCACAGCAACUGGAGCGUGA
Pleurotus ostreatus (oyster mushroom) is the source of this 1824-nucleotide messenger RNA. RefSeq lists its product as uncharacterized. NCBI's taxonomy places the organism in Eukaryota, Fungi, Basidiomycota, Agaricomycetes, Agaricales, Pleurotaceae. The record is from RefSeq and is a predicted model, not a curated record. The transcript is spliced from 4 exons. Bases 1 to 1824 code for a protein of 607 amino acids.